UUGUAUUGGUAACUAAGGGCAUAAAUACAAACAAAACAAAGGUAAUGUUGGGCUACAAUAUUAGUUUUAGUAGAUAGACAUGUAAGAUGUCAGACGGGACAUUUCUAGUGUCCAUAUUUGGACAAAUUGAGUAUAUAGAAACGUUAGCAGCUGCUGGAACAUCUUGGCACUGUAAAUACGAAUUUGUGUCUGGAGCAGAUUGGAAAAUAAUUGGAGGAAUAGAGGCAGGACUAUCCCAAAUGGCAAAUGCUAUUAAUAAUGGAGACAAAAUUGUUCUGAAUUUUCCUGUAGAGGUGCAGUUUAAGUCUACUAACCCCUAUGGAUGGCCUCAGUUAGUCCUUAGUGUAUAUCGAGGCAUGCAACUAGAAGGAUAUGGUAGGACACAUAUUCCCUUACGUCCAGGAUCACACUCUCUGGAAGUAAAUUUGUCAAAACCACAAGCUUCAUCCUUGCUGGGUUAUAUAGGAUCAUUUUUUGGAUAUCAACCUGAAUUAUUACAGCCUAAAAUGUUGGCUACCACAGCCGGAAAUAAUUUAAUUAGAAUGGAAUCAAAUGGGACUGUUUUAUUAUCCCUAAAUCUUAUAAGUCAGGGACUCCAAACCUUAGGAUAUGAUGUUGGAAAAAUGAAGGACUAAAAAUAAAUAAAAUAUAAUUUGAAACUUUAGAAUCUGUAUUUUGACAUCAAAAAAUUCCGAAGUGGCUGGAUUUUAGGUAUAUAGAAUGUAUGGUAGAACCAUUUUAUAUAGGUAUGGUACCAUAUAUGUACCAUACCGUUCUCCGUGUUUUUUUCAUGAAAAAAUGCUAAAAUUGAAAGUUGCUGAACUCUAAAAUAUCAAUAAAAAAUAUAAAAAUGUUAAUAUCAAAAUAUAAAGAAUACAAUUUUUUGGCGCCCUCUAUCUUUUU
Messenger RNA from Brassicogethes aeneus, 903 nucleotides. The record is from the annotation of a GenBank genome assembly. NCBI's taxonomy places the organism in Eukaryota, Metazoa, Arthropoda, Insecta, Coleoptera, Nitidulidae.